Molecule: messenger RNA, 1446 nt
Organism: Fragaria vesca subsp. vesca
Lineage: Eukaryota; Viridiplantae; Streptophyta; Magnoliopsida; Rosales; Rosaceae
Product: ammonium transporter 3 member 1-like
Exons: 3
Coding region: 1-1446 (481 amino acids)
Biological process (GO): ammonium transmembrane transport
Cellular component (GO): plasma membrane
Molecular function (GO): ammonium channel activity
Source: RefSeq, a predicted model, not a curated record
AUGAACAACUCCACCUUUGCUCUUCCUCCUGGCCUCAUGUAUGAUGAUGCCAGUCCAGAAUGGAUGAGCAAAGCCGACAACGCAUGGCAGCUGACUGCUGCAACUCUGGUUGGCAUGCAAAGUGUUCCUGGCCUCAUUAUCCUAUAUGGCGGUGCGGUGAAGAAGAAAUGGGCUGUGAACUCAGCUUUCAUGGCAUUCUAUGCUUUUGCUUGUGUUCUUGUGUGUUGGGUUGGUUGGGGAUAUCAUAUGUCUUUUGGGACUCCACUCUUCACAUCAGCUCCAUUUUGGGGGAAGGCUGAUGUGGCAUUGGACCAAAAGUUUCUUUUUACACAGGCUUUUCUUGGGAAGUUCCCUAAUGCCACAAUGGUGUACUUUCAGUUUGUGUUUGCAGCAAUCACUUUGAUAUUGAUUGCUGGAGCUCUUUUGGGAAGGAUGAACUUUUAUGCUUGGAUGUUGUUUGUGCCACUCUGGCUGACAUUUUCAUACACUGUUGGAGCAUAUAGUAUUUGGAGUCCAAAAGGGUGGCUUGCCUUGAAAGGAAUAAUUGAUUAUUCUGGUGGUUAUGUCAUCCAUCUCUCUUCUGGAGUUGCUGGUUUUACAGCAGCCUACUGGGUCGGUCCUCGUUCAACCAAGGACAGGGAAAGGUUCCCCCCAAACAACAUUCUACUUAUGUUGACUGGAGCAGGGUUGCUCUGGAUGGGAUGGACAGGGUUCAAUGGAGGAGACCCUUAUGUAGUCAGUAUGGAUGCUUCAUUGGCUGUCUUGAACACUCAUGUCUGCACCGCUACCAGCUUGCUCACUUGGCUAGCUCUUGAUGUCAUCUUUUUCCGCAAGCCUUCUGUCAUCGGUGCAGUUCAAGGCAUGAUCACUGGUUUGGUUUGCAUCACCCCAGCUGCUGGAGUUGUGCAAGGAUGGGCAGCCAUAAUAAUGGGGAUUCUCUCUGGCUCAAUCCCUUGGUAUACCAUGAUGGUUGUCCACAAGAAAUCUAUGCUUCUUCAGAAAGUUGAUGACACAAUGGCUGUCCUACACACUCAUGCCAUUGCCGGAGCCCUUGGUGGACUCCUCACCGGUCUCUUUGCUCAUCCAAAGCUCAAUUACUUGUUCUAUAGCACCUAUGGAACAUAUGUUGGUCUAUUUUAUGGUAUUGACAUGCGAAGAUUCAAGGCCGGAGCUCGUCAAGUAGGAAUUCAACUUCUCGGAGUACUCUUCGUUGUUACACUAAAUGUAGUGGUGACAAGCCUUGUAUGCCUUUUGGUACAACUCAUUGUGCCUCUGAGAAUGUCUGAAGAGGAUAUGGAGAUUGGUGAUGAAGCAGCUCAUGGUGAAGAGGCUUAUGCUAUCUGGGGUCAAGGUGAAAAGCUAGACAAUUCAAGGCAUGGGGCAUAUGAUAUUGAAUCAUCUGCAAAGGGUAGAGCCAGGUCUGCUGGAAAUAUUGAGAUGGCAUAA